Suricata suricatta (meerkat) is the source of this 2169-nucleotide messenger RNA. Its product is annotated as cytochrome c oxidase assembly protein COX18, mitochondrial. The transcript is spliced from 6 exons. Gene Ontology annotation, biological process: protein insertion into mitochondrial inner membrane from matrix; mitochondrial respiratory chain complex IV assembly. The record is from RefSeq and is a predicted model, not a curated record. Gene Ontology annotation, cellular component: mitochondrial inner membrane. The coding region runs from base 139 to 1152 and encodes 337 amino acids. Lineage: Eukaryota; Metazoa; Chordata; Mammalia; Carnivora; Herpestidae. Gene Ontology annotation, molecular function: membrane insertase activity.
UCAAUAAUAGUGGAGUGAGGGCGCGCGCCGUGUUUCGCUUUGGGUUUCCGGCGUGUGCACGCGGCUGUCUAGGCGCAGCCGUGCGUAGCCCGGCUCUAGCGUGUGAUGCGGGUGUUUUAGCUCAGCCCCGGCGCAGAUAUGCUGUGCCGGCUUGGCUGUAGGUGGCUGCGGCCGCUGCCCGCACUGCAGUUCGGAGUCCGGGUCCCGCCGCUUGCGCCAACCUCAACGGGUGGUAUUAAGCACUCUGCUCUGCCCGCUUGGGCGGUGGCGUCAGUCUCUACAGUUGGCUCCGGCGGCCCUGGCAGCUGGUACGAGGCCCUGGCCUCGUCGGCGCCGGUGCAGGGCGCCGAGGAGGUGCUACUCGGCAUGCACGCCGCCACAGGUCUGCCCUGGUGGGCCUGCAUCGCCCUCACCACCGUGGCUCUGCGCGGCGCCGUCACUCUACCCCUGGCCUCCUACCAGCACUACAUCCUGGCCAAGGUGGAAAAUUUGCAGCCAGAAAUAAAAAACAUUGCAAGGCAUCUUAACCAAGAAAUCGCAGUUCGUGCAAAUCAGUUGAAAUGGUCCAAAAGAGUUGCCAGGCUCACUUUCCUAAAGAAUAUGCGGAGGCUUGUUUCAGAGCUGUAUGUUCGCGACAACUGCCACCCGUUCAAAGCCACUGUGUUGGUCUGGAUUCAGUUUCCAAUGUGGAUCUUCAUGUCUGUUGCCCUCCGGAAUUUUAGCACAGGGUCACCACAUUCAGAAGCAGGUUUUCCUGUUCAGGAGCAAUUGGCUGAUGAUGGGAUCCUGUGGUUUCGUGACCUCACUGCACUGGAUUCCACUUGGAUUCUGCCUGUCUCUGUUGGUGUCAUCAAUUUAUUAAUAGUGGAGAUUUUUGCUCUGCAAAAACUUGGAAUGUCUCGUUUUCAGACGUAUAUUACAUACUUUGUUCGUGCGGUAUCAGUGCUGAUGAUUCCAAUUGCUGCGACAGUACCUUCAUCGAUUGUCCUCUACUGGUUGUGCUCCAGCUUCAUGGGCCUUUCACAGAACUUGCUGCUGCGUUCUCCUAGGUUUCGCCGACUUUGCCGAAUACCGUUGACCAAGUCAGAUUCAGACACUCCGUAUAAGGACCUCUUUGCUGCCUUUUACGCCAAGUUCAUUUUAAGAAAAUGAUAGGUUUUCCAGUAAUUUUGAAACAAUUGGAAGUGUAACUAUCACAAUUUUGGUUUAGAAAUUCAGAUGUGAUUUAAUUUGUCUUUAUUUAAAAUCAUGAAUUGUGUGAAGUACUAUGGGCUAAGAUAUAAAAGUAGAAUCAAAGUGUCUGGUUCUACUUAUAAAAUUGCAACUUGCUAGAGGUGUCAGAAUUUUGGAAAACAGGAUUAGACACUGAAUGAUGUCAAAUUAUACUGACAAAUCUCAUACAUUAAAGUUUUAUAAAGUAAGAGAAUCCAGUGAGGUGAUUUUUAAAAUUUUGGAGGCAAGGCGUGGAGGAUCAUAGACCCAUUUGUACAUCUACUAAUGCUUAGGUUUUCUUUUCAGAGAGAUCCUGGGACUCACAAUAUGGGGCCUUCAUUGGCGACCCCCCUUCUCUGCACCCCAAGGCUUUCUGGUGAUUUGCUGACUAAGAACUCUUACUCUCAUGAAAUACACAAUGAUGAGUUAAUGUGUGACUUUUAAAAAAUGGACUUAAGACACAUGCAGUAGAUUAGUCCAUACAAGAAAGUACCUAAUAUGGUAGGUGAUCCUGCCUUACAACCUGCUCUGAAAGAGUACAAAACAGGUGCAUUCCUUUUUCUAUAACUUAAGAAGUCUGGGAUAGAAUACAGCACUAAGUAUUGCUAGAGCCCAAAGUGGAAAAUCUUAUGCUUUAAGUUUAUUUAGUCAAAGGAAGAAAACUGGAAUGGCAGCUACCUCUUGUGGGUAUGACUUAUAAACUUCUCUCUUUGAAGAUUAAGUACUUGAGUGGGUGUAUUAUGGUAGACACAAAAUACAGGCCAAAUUAACAGGUAAUAUAAAUUGUGGAUCCGGUUGUUUGCUUGUUUGAUUUGAAGGAUGAUAUAUUUAAUUGUGGAAUAAUUUGAUAUUUAAGAAGAUGAAAAAUUAAAAGUUUUCAUUGAGUUGGAAUAUGAAUACGAUGCCCUAUCAUCCCAUUUCCUGUUUUACAAUAAAGUAAAAACUAAAGCAAAAUCA